Contarinia nasturtii (swede midge) is the source of this 584-nucleotide messenger RNA. Its product is annotated as ERI1 exoribonuclease 2-like. Gene Ontology annotation, molecular function: 3'-5'-RNA exonuclease activity; nucleic acid binding. The annotation marks the transcript as partial. Gene Ontology annotation, biological process: exonucleolytic trimming to generate mature 3'-end of 5.8S rRNA from tricistronic rRNA transcript (SSU-rRNA, 5.8S rRNA, LSU-rRNA). Lineage: Eukaryota; Metazoa; Arthropoda; Insecta; Diptera; Cecidomyiidae. The transcript is spliced from 4 exons. The record is from RefSeq and is a predicted model, not a curated record.
CUUUGCAGUCAGCACUCUUGAAAAAGAUUUUGGCAACUUGCUGGCCCGAAGGUUUUAAUAAAAUAAAUGCUGAAAUUAUUGAAAUGGCUGCUGUUCUCUUGAAUGUGAGUACUGGUAUCAUUGAAGAUCAAUUUCACAAUUACGUGAGGCCAGUUAAUUUUCCACAACUUAGUAGCUUCUGCAUCAGUUUGACCGGAGUGACUCAAUCCAUGGUCGAUGACCAAGAAAUAUUCUCCGAAGUAUUUUCCAAAUUCCAGAAUUGGCUUCGAAAAAUUCAAUUUGAAAAGAACUUACACUUUGCAACGCCAACCGAAAGACAAUCUAAUAUUGAUAAUGGGCCAAAUGUUGCAUUCUGCUCGUGGUCUAAUUGGGACUUGCAGUAUUUCCUCCAAAUGGAAUGUCAACGAAGUCACAUCGAUAUUUUACCGUAUUUUAAAACUUGGAUUGAUAUUCGAAGAAUGUACGAUCAAUUAUAUCCCAGAGUGGAGUGUUCAUUGGAUGAUGCAUUGAAACGUGCCAACAUCAAAGCAGAAGGAAAUGAUCACUCACCAGGUAAAAAUGACGCAAUGAACUUGAGCAAAUUG